AUGUCGUCGGACGCCAUCAUCGCAGGCCUCAAGCAAGGCAACGCCAUGGAAAUGGCAACGAUCGAGGAAGUCAAGGCGGGCAUGAACUCUGUACUUGACGGAAUGCUCCGGGAGUGCUUCAACCGUAGCGAUAGGCUGAGCGAGCUGACCGAGGAGCUGCGCCUGGAACCCGCAAGUGCGACUGCAACGAACCUCACGGCGGAGCAAAACGCUCAGCUCACGCACAUCAUCAAAAGAUCUAUCGCCAGCUGCGAGCGAGCUAUGAUCAGAAACGAUCGGAAAGAGCAAAGGGACGUGGAGAUAGCGACAUCAGCGUUCGAAGCUGAGGCAAGAACUAUAAAGGUUUUCACCAAUCAUGUCAAGGGCAUCAUACAGAUGUGGGUUGAGAGAAACGACCUGAUGAACACCAUAACUGAGAAUUCCAACAUCCACGACGCGCUCAUUAAGCUACAUGAGGUUGAACGUACACACAUCCACAGCGCUCAAAGUCCUGGCGAAGUCAUACUAAGAGAUUAUGACGCUAGGAAGACCAGCCGGUUUCAAGAGAUAGCGAGUACAUACAAGAAAGAGCGAAGCGCAUUCAGGAAGCAGAUCGCGAGACUUGAGCGCAUUGCCAUCAUUGCGGGGAUCGAUCUCAAAGCGACAAAUAGGAACGAACCAACCGAUGUUCUGUCGAUCCAGGAAAUGCAGGCUUCUUAUCUGAGUCCUGUUCCCUAUCCUCAUCGUGUCAGUGCUCGUGGCGGUCACGGAGGUUCUUCUAGUCAGACUCGAGGUGACCGUUCGUUGCUCUCCUUUGCAACCUCAUCCUUGAUCUUCAACGGCAAAGACUUCUCGAGGCAUUCGCCCAGUAUGCCCAAGAUGGGGUUGAUCGGUACGGUAAGUGACGUCUCUGGCUAUUCAACAUUAAAAGAAAUCCAUCGCGUUCCUGUCACGUCUACUGUCAAGACCCAAACCCGCAUCGUUGUACAACAAGGCCACUCACUAACAAAUCAGCAGAUCCGGAAGCGGCACCAAGAACGCAAAGACAAGAAGAAGGCAGUUCGCCAGACCGCCCAACGUAGUGAACAGCUCGAAGCCGACACCAACCAGUCACAUAUCGAGCCCGUGACACCCACUCCAACCCAGCACCUCCCCUUCACAGGACCCACGCGAUUCUUCUCUCUCCGCCGCAAACGCGGCGUGAGCAUCGGCAUGUCCACCUACGAGCAGCUCCCCAACGGCGUAGAACCCGCACUCAUCGACCACUCCUGCCACCUAAUGCAAUGUCCCAGCGGAGAAGACCUGCCCUGUAUGUCUCCCUUCGCCACACCACCACCCGCCGACGGAGCCACAACCCCAGACAAAGACACCAGCCCCAAAACCUGGCUCAGCCGGGUAGGCGGCUCCCUCCGCCGCAAGCCAAGCGGCAUACGCUCAGCAUUUUCAUACACGCUGCCGCGGAACUGGAAAAGCAACAACAACAACACCGGUGUCAGUGCAAAGUCUCUCGCGGAAACAGCGCACGAGUACAAAAAGUCCCAAAUCCGACGUCUCGAUCCCAGUGACAUCGAUGCCGCCAACGACGACGGGCGAGGAAGAAGUCCCCUCCCGCACCACUGGCGGGAGCAAUCUAGUUCCUCGGUCUCACACUCAGGCGAUGGUGUCGUGAACAGGAUGAGCGAUACUACUAAUACUACUAUGGAAGGAAGUGAGAUGGGUGAUUGGAUUGAUCCGGAUGAAGAGAAGAGGGAGCAGGAGUUUGAGGAUUGGAUAGUGCAUAAUAGGUUGUUUGUUGAGGGGGAGGGGCUCGAUGUGGCGAGUAAGCGGGUGUCGAGGGUGAGUGCGCUGUCGAAGAGGAGGUAUAGUGAUUAUUAG
Molecule: messenger RNA, 1854 nt
Organism: Alternaria ventricosa
Lineage: Eukaryota; Fungi; Ascomycota; Dothideomycetes; Pleosporales; Pleosporaceae
Exons: 3
Coding region: 1-1854 (617 amino acids)
Source: RefSeq, a predicted model, not a curated record